GGGUGAGCAGUGAGCAGCAGUGAACACACCCAGGGAGGCCACAGUCACACAGCCACACACAGCCACGGCCCAUCUCCACCUUAAAGUGUCAUUCCCGCUACUACUGACGCCCCCCGUGUGCUUCUGGCAGGGAGGAUGAGUGACCGCUAGUGAGGAGGCAGGGAGAGGAAGUGUUGCGAGCAGCGUGAAGUGCGAGAAGGAAGCGAGAGGAAGGCAAAGUGUUCAGAGGAGCCUUGACGGGAGUGGAGGAAGGGAAAGAGGGAGGAGGCGAGGUAGGAUGAGCGGCGGGAGGUGGAGGAGGAGGAGGCUCACGGGAGGAGGUAAGGAGGCCAGGUGACCACAAGGCGCAGGAAGGACCCUCUCCGGCCUUCUUAAUGCUGGAGGCCGGCGAGUACCAGCGCGUGGCCCUCGAGUCACCCUCACAGUCCCCCACCCAGUCCAGUGACCGCCUCCUGGACAACAAGUGCGUCCAGUCCAGCGCCAGCUCGUCCUCGGAGGACAACCUCGACCUCGAUGUGACCUCCACCGCCCAGGUGAAAAUGGCGAGUGUGAAACGGAAAUGGCAGAUCUUCCCGGGACGCAACAAAUUCUGCUGUGACGGGCGGAUCAUCAUGGCGCAGCAGACUGGCAUCUUCUACUUCACCGUGGGGCUCAUUGUGGUCACCAGCGUCCUCUUCUUUGUCUUUGACUGUCCGUUCCUGGCGGUGAACCUGACGCCAGCCAUUCCUGCCGUGGGUGGCCUCCUGUUCAUCUUCGUCAUGUCAGCACUAUUCCACACAUCCUUCACUGACCCUGGCAUCAUCCCCCGCGCCACGGUGGAGGAGGCCGUCUACACUGAGAAGCAGAUAGAAGUACCAAACUCAGGCAAUGGUCCUCGUCUGCGGCCGCCGCCCCGCACCAAGGAGAUCACAGUCAAUGGCGUGACAGUCAAGUUAAAGUACUGCUUCACCUGCAAGAUCUUCCGGCCCCCGAGAGCCUCCCACUGCUCCAUCUGUGACAAUUGUGUGGAGAGGUUUGACCACCACUGUCCAUGGGUGGGGAACUGUGUAGGAAGAAGAAACUACCGCUACUUUUAUCUCUUCAUCAUAUCUCUUGCCUUCCUGUGUGUCUUCAUCUUCUCCUGUGUCAUCGCUCACAUUGUGAUAUUUAUGAAGAAUGAGAAUGCGACUUUCAUGGCAUCAGUGCAGCGGAAGCCAGCUUCAGUGAUCGAGGGCGUCAUCUGCUUCUUCUCUGUGUGGUCAAUACUAGGCCUUGCUGGCUUCCACACCUACCUCACAACCUCCAAUCAAACCACCAAUGAAGAUAUCAAAGGCUCCUUCACAGCCCGGCGAGGGGAGGCCAAUUUUAACCCUUAUGGUUAUGGCAAUUUCUGCCUCAACUGUCUGGCUGUUCUGUGUGGCCCAGUGCAGCCGAGCCUCAUUGACCGUCGGGGAGUGGUGACCUCAGAGUACCUCACCAUUACCCAGGGCAGGCCAGGGGACAUCCAGGCUGCCUCCAGGACCUAUGGCACGGUGUAUACUGCCCAGCCCACGAAUGGCCUAGUUUCUCCUCGGGCUGGGUCGGAGGGUCCUGCAGGCACACAUGGGGCCAAUGGUGGUGUUGUUGUUGGUGGUGGUGUGGGGGCCAGUGUGGUGCCUGGCACUGUGCCUGUCAUGGGUGGCGGAGCCAUUGCUACAGAGAAUUCCAUCUCCACGGGCUCCCUCAAAAAGAAGUCUGUCUCUUCACAGUCUGUGAAUGGGAAAGACGUGGUAGGUGGCGGCAGCGGCAGCCUGGGAGCCCCGACGCCAGCCACCCCACACCAGGGGACAGUGGUGGUGGGACCCACCGGGACACCCCCAGGAGACUUGUCAGUGACAACUGGGCCAGGGGUGGGGGUGGGGGGAAGCCAUGCAGGGGUCACCUCCAGUCAGCUGUACCUUCUAGACAGCUCUUAUGAUCUUGACCUGGAUUCCAUAGAUGGCUCUGUGUCCCAACCCUCACAUUCCGAGUCCUCACAGCUGGGACUGAUACACAGCAAUGCAGUAUAGACCCCACCACUCCCUUCCCCCACCACCUCCCCUUAGUGCAGUCUGGCCCUCUGGUGACGCUCGGGUCCAUCAAUAGUGCUGACCUUGGCAACGUGGCAGGAAGUAAUCUGCUCCAGAGACUCGUUGUGUGUCUGUGUGGAGAGCUGGGAAUAUAUUGUUUUGCUGAACUGUUGUGAUGAAGCUCUGAAGAUCUGGGGAAAAUUUUGCACUAGAGAAUGGAGAGAGUUGAGUGAAAAGCAAGCCCUUCCUUUAAUGAAUCACACAUGACUUUAACUCUCUAUGUAACAAUUUGCACAAGCAGUCUUAUGUUAAGAUUUGUAGCUCCAUUGCAUACUUCAGCCUUCAGUAGCAAGUUGCUGGUGCUGCAUAAAACAUAUGUUUAAAAUGAAAGAUUUCUAAUAUUGUUACAUGAACUCUACAUUACGGUGAUAAUGUUAAUGUCUCAAAAAUCAUACUGGGAAUAUAACUUGAAUUUCCAUUACUUUCAGAGUUAGCUUUACCUAAUCUCAUCAUAUACACUCAUUUCUUUAUGUGGUCUUCAUGCAAAGCCAAAUUUGAUGUUGUUGGUGUGUGUUGUAGGAACUUUGUUAUAUAAAGUCAAAGUUUAUAUUUAAAUUCCAUUUUGACAACAUCUUCAUGCAGUGAGAAGAGGCUAAAAAGAUUGUGGUCCUGAGGCACAAGAUCCUGGAAACCUUGAGGUCUUACUGGCCUCCCCAUUGUUAGUCAUGAGUGUUGCCAGGACAGCCUUGAAGGGCCAACUAAGGAAAGAGAGCAGUGUAGAAAAAGCCAGCCGACUGAUGGACAGACAUGCUAAUUGUCGUGUGUAUUAUGCACCUGCACCUACCAAAGUGUACAUAAUGCAGUGCUGAUGCUACAGAUUAUAUAUAUAUAGAUAUAUAUAGUGUUUGGUUCCUUGAUGGACAUUUGUGUUUGUAAAUUUGUUAAUAUGCAAGGAUGGUCAGAAUUUUGACUUGCCCUACAUGUCUGUGUGCUUAUAUUUCUACAUUCAGAUGUGUGCGUUUGUACAUACAUACUUAUAUCCAGACACAGACAAUUUUAUAAUUUGCGUCACUAUUUUCUAAAACUGUUUUGCAGUUUACAUGUAUUUCCUUGUAGUUUUGGAAAUCUGGUAGUAAGAUUCAGAUAGUUUCAGGUGUUUUAUGUGUAAUACAUAUUUUUAUUUUUGUAUGCUUGAGUAACAGAUGUGGAAGCCAGAAAGUGUUUAACCAUAACCAAAGUUUUUCUCUGUGCUCCUUCCCCUGCUGUUCCGAGGCUAACAGUCAGCUAUGUCUUGCCACGAUGCUGGUGAUUAAUGCAUUCUUAACACUUCAUAGUAAUGUUUUGUACUGUUACCAUGGCUAAACAACAUUAUUGUUUAUGAAGAGCUUGGAUGCAAGUCAGUAGUUACUUAUACAUACUAUAAUUAUGUUAGGGAUGGAAAAGAAGAGAAAUUUCAAUUUACAAUAUGGAAAUCCUUUUAUAAACUGUACAAGAUGAGUCAUGUUGAUAUUUUUAAAACGUGUAAAAUUUAUUAAUGGCUUUCAAGAAUGUAUCUGUUUAACCUUGAGAGUCCAAAGAAUAUCCUCAUGUAGCUCUGUUGGUCCUUUCUUCACUGAUUGGACUCCACAAACCUAGUUUUAUGUUUCUGAAUUAGAGAUUAAGUGGGUACAUGCUGUGUUGAUAGAUUCAUAAAUAGUGAGAGUGUUUGUGGUUAGUGACAGUGAAGUGCUAAGGUGUGAUUGUUGCAGUGACAUCAAGUGAGGAAGGGAAGACCAUUGUGCUGUCACCACCUGUAAAGUGUUUGCAGUUUUGAAUCAGUUGCAUUCCAUCUUGUGCUCUGUGAAGCAGCAUCCCUUUGUCCACUGUUCAUUAAUUACUCAAAGCAAAAAGAAAGCUAUAUAUAUUGUGGAAAGAAAGCUACUAGAUUAAAAUAUGAGAGAGAAAGUCAGCCUGUGGUGUGUGUGUGUGUGUCUGUGUCUGUGUCUGUGAACAUGUAAGAGUGCAGAUUAAUGAGUGUGUGUGUGUGUGUGUAAGAGUGCAGAUUAAUGAGUGUGUGUGUGUAUACAUGAUGGCUUUUGUACUGAAACUAAAGGUCAGUGCAGUUUCUCUCUCUCUCUCUCUCUCUCUCUCUCUCUCUCUCUCUCUCUCUCUCUCUCUCUCUCUCUCUCUCUCUCUCUCUCUCUCUCUCUCUUUUUCCAGCAGUUUCCUACUUCCAAACAACUUAGUGUUUACAAGUGGAUUAAUGGAAAUUUCCUGCAAAGUCAGCAAUAGUUCAUGGUGUUUGUGAUUGGCCCAGCAGUGUUGAAUGCAGUGACUGGCUGUCUCUGUGUGUUGAAGUGUUGAAUGUCCUUUGAGUCUAACAUGUGAUUGCUCUUAGGAAACAGAAUUAUUAUUAUUAUUAUUAUUAUUUUAUUUAUUUUUUUAUUUAUUUAUUUAUUUAUUUUAUUAUUUAUUUUUUUUAAUUAAAAAUUCUGUUGUAGAUUGAAUAUAUAUAUCAUUGGACCCACCAAAAAAUAAGAUAACUAUAUCACCUGUCUAGAUGCAUCUAUCUAUCUAUCUAUAUCUGUAUCCACUGCUUUGUCCCUUGUGGUGACUUCCUUCAAGUGAUUGUCCAUGAUGAAAAGUAAAUUUUCUCCUGUUCCAUCCAUGAUCCUAAAUGUCUGAUCAAAUUCUUGCUCUCCAUCUCCCUGUAACACUUGUCCCAUUUAUUCAGCCAUUUAAUGUUAACCUCCCUCUUAUCUUCACUCUCACUUAUGUAUAUUCUUCACAAUCUCAUUCUCAUUCAUUCUUGUUUUAUAUCCGGCCAUCUCAAUGUGACAAGUGUAUUCAUUCAAUCUGUUCUCUUGGCUCUUUCAACUAAGCUAAAAAUCUCGCACACAUCCACAUUGCUGUCUCUCUUACUUCUUGACUGCCCAUGAUGCAUCUCCACUGCACAUAAUCAUGACUGUUGUGCUGCAUUCCAUGUCCAUAUCUGUGAUAUAUACAUCAGAUUAGGAAGAUGAUGAUUCUUCAUGUACUGCUCCUUAUUUCUGUGUUAGCAUUUGAUAAUUCCUCAUAAUGUUUGAGCUGCUGGUAAGUGCUUCAACUCCAUUGUUUACUUCCACUCCAGUCAACACAAUCUUCAACACUUCAUACUUCUCAUCUUGGUCUCUAGGUUUUUAAUUUUUUAAUUUUAAUUAAUUUAUUUAUUUAUUUUUUUUUUUUUAAUACUAACACUAUUUUCAUACUGACACUUGACUUUUGACUUAAUUCUUAUAUACACCAAAUUUCCCCAGCAUUAAGUGGGUCUGGUCAGCCGUGACUGAUUCAUAGGCCAGAAAAGACUUUGCUGCUUCAUUGCAGGUAGCAUUGACCUGAGUAUUGUGGCAUCUUUCCUCCAAGAGUAUGGGAUACUUUGAAUUUUUUUAAAGACAAAUGUAACAUUUUCUAACAUUGCAAUGCCAGUUUCAUUGCAUCAUUAGUAAAGAGUUCCAGCAUUGGGAGUAUUGGAUACCAUUCAUUCUGAGCUCAGCAUCCUUGUCUUCAGCUUACCUUGUGCCACAUGUAUAUAUAGUUAGCAGCCAUGUUAAUACCAGAAACCCUGUCUCACUCCCACUUCCUCUCCUUGACUCUCUCCACUUAAUACAGACCCUUCACCACUGUGGUAGAAUGUCCUGAUCAUUGACAGACAGACAAAAUGGACGUGUAGUAAACGUUGCAGGCAUCAAACACCCAGAGCCACAGAGCCUUCUCAUCUGUCCCACCUGGUCAUUUAUGUGCCUUCUAGAGACUCAAAACAGCAAGGAGCCUCAUUGUGACUGAUUACCGUUUUAUUAGGAAAAAUGUGAUCCAUGCAUACUUGUUCAAAGUUUACCCAUCCCUUAGUAAGUGUAUCUCCUUGUGGCUGAUGAGUCAUUCUUGUUCCCCUUCAUCCUGUGUAAUGGGACAGUUGCCUUUAAAGGAUUUCAGCCCAUUUGAUCGAUAGAUGGAUCAUUAUUAUUGUUAUUUGUGCUUUAUUUAUAUAUUAUAAUUGUUUUUCAUUACUGGCUGGAUGGCAUAGUGGUUAGUGUCCAUUGCUCACAGUUAUGAAGGCUGAGGAUUGGACAGACCCUGGACCAAGUGGGACAGUUGGACGGAGCUCUUAUCACACUGCUCUCUGUUUCAACACCAGAGAUUCAGCUGAGGAGUUGUGACCUUGUAGCCUACCCUGAGUGCAAGACUAGUAAUUGUGUGUGUGUGUGUGUGUGUGUGUGUGUGUGCACGCACGCACGCGGAUAUAUGUGUGUGUGAGCAUACAUGUGCGAGUGUGUUUACUAAGAGAGAUCAGAAUACCACAUCACUUGGGAUGAAAGAAAGGAAUGUAUUUGAUACAAGAAAUGUUGAGUUGAUUUUCUAUAGAUUGAUUUUUUUAUUGAUUUUGUUUAGGCCCAAAUUACAUAGAAAAGAAAAAAAAUCUGUAAAGAGCUAUAUAUAUUUUUCAUUCAACUUGCAAAGCAAGUUACCUUAUGAAAUGCUGAACGACUCAAAAAAUACUGUUUCCAGCAAUAGAAAACUCGUGAGAAAUUCUCCUUUGACUGUCCUCCACAAACUGUUAAAAGGCCAUUACUUUUUUUUUUACCCAUUGUAGACCAAUUGUGUCCUCUCUUAUCUGAGUCUGGUCCAUGACUGACCCUUACCAUUUGAUACUAAAAUGUUUGGGUGUAGUCGAUCCAAUCGAGGUGUACAUUGGCACCAGUGAUUCCUUGCAUACAAUAUAACGGCGGUGGAUGGUGCAGUAUAGAAGCUGCACCUCCCGCCCUACUCUUAAAGACUAGGUGUUUGAUUCUGUACCUGGCAUCAUUGGCUGGGAGAGCUAGUGCCUCCUGUCUCCCCCCCCCCCCUAGCAACACUACAUGACCUUUGUUUAGCAUGAGUGUGAGUCUAUUUCACCAUUUCAGAUCAUGUGUAGGUGGAGGCACCUUCAUCCACAACUCACUGAAAUGGUGACACGUAGAACCCGUCUUGAGCCAGUGAUUAUGUUAGAAUGCCAACAAUGUAAUAGCUAGUUUUCUAUGGAAGAAGAUAAGAUUUAGUUAAAAGGCUGUUCAAUCAUGUUAUAUAUACUAUACAUAUAUAUUUAUACUAUACAUGUGUGUGUGUGUGUGUUUGUGUGUGUGUGGGUUUGUAUGUGUAAAGUUAUGUGAUAUGUAAACUGCUUUCUUUGAUUUUUUUUUUAUUUUGAUAGAAAUAAUGAUUUGAUUUGUGUGUAUGUGUGUGAGAGGAACCUUGGCCCUGGAGGAGAGUGGAUCAGGCCGUUUACUUGUGAGGGUGUACGAAUCUUGACUAUUUUGUUAUUCCACCUUGGGAGCUAGACAUUAAUUUAUGUUGCGUAUAAAUGAAGGACGUCCCUAAUGAGGUAGUAUCUCGUAACAUUGAAGGGGCCUUGUGUGGUGUACAAUGAUAGUCUUACCUGUAGACAAAAAAAAGAUAUACAGACUGACAGGAGAAUUGUAAGAGGAGUGCAUGCAUCUGCCUUUGUAUGCUUGUAUGUGAAUGUGUACAUGCAUGUAUAUGUAUGUAUGCACUUGAAAACACAUUUUCUUGUUAAUAUUCAUUCAUGAUAACAUUUAGCCAAUUUCUGCUGUUUUUGGCAGCUUUGGUUUUCAAUCAAUCUCUUAUUCCACAUGCUCUUAGCAAUAUGUAGCCUCACAACACUGUCCUGAGAGUCGGCCCCCUGCUGAUCCUUACUGUGGUCUGUGAGUGAGCCGCAUCAUUCCUGCGACAGCAAUACUCAGCACAUGAACUCAGUGAGGUGAUUGUGUUGCCAGUCUGAGUGACUUUAUAGUGUUUCUCAGUUUCUUGUUCUCUCAUUAGAAGGGGAAUAGGAGGCAAGUAGUCAUGAAGAGGAAAGCAGAGGAUGGAGAUAAAGAAAAUGUAUCUUCGAAAAGUGAGACAUUAUGCUCAAUGCAAUAUUCUGCUCUAAUGUUUGGUAUUUACAGAAACUUGAGAAUGGUAGUAGGAAGGUAUUCUGUCCAAAAUGGUGGGUGAAGAUAUAUAUGAAAAGGAAUAAAAUAAACCAUAUUCUAAUGUACUUCACCUUGAUAAAAUUGUAAUUUUUUAUUUGCAUUUUCCUUGUGACAGGACAGUGUUGGUAUGAAAUUGUCUUUUGGAGUCCUUGAAGUUUACAUUAAUGUGUACUUUGCAAAGUGAAAUGCCAUGUGAUUGUUUACACAGAAAUAUGUUGUCUUCAGCCCACCCACUGUCCACUGCUUCUUAAUGAUAUUUGAUUUUAUGAAUAUAAAUAGGAAAGUUUGUGAACCAUGAAGAAUUAAUUAAAUUAAUAAAUUGAAAGCAAAAUCAAAGUUAGAAAUAAACAUUACUGCAUACAUCUCAAAAAGUGCUGUCACCAAGUCAUCAAUGCAGACAGUGAGGGGCUGAAGUAGUGUAUUCAGAGGCUGGAGUGUUAGUGAUGUUCAUUAUAGUUGUUGUUUUCAUCUCCAGUUAUCACGUGGUCUUGGUGAAGUGUGACUAAGUUUUUCAAAGGUGCUGUCACUUGUGUGUGUUUCCAAUAACAGGAGAGAGAGAGAGAGAGAGAGAGAGAAUCUUAGUUGAGAAGUGUAUGAAUGGAAUGAAAAGUUAGUUUGUAGGGAUGGGAUGUUUGUAUGUGCCUACAAGUCCAUGGGCAGGCAAACAGCAGGGUUCUCAUGAAUAUUGUCCUCAAGGGAAUAAGAACUUGGAUUCAGCUAAAAAGACAGGGACUACCAUAAAUGUUGACAUGUGAACAAGUUUUGUCGUGAUUAGAGCCAGUUUAUCAGCAAGAGAUUAUGAUUCAUUACUUAAGUGUAUGCUGUACUUUAUACUGGAAAUUCUUGUAUUCAUGAGAGGUUGUAUUGGUGUGUCUCUUCCAUUCCUGCCAUCUCUCUGGACCAGAGUCUCUGUUUUUGAUGAUAGUAACUUACACUUUGACACUUUGUUGCUUUGAAGGGAUUACUAAAAAAAAAAAAAAAAGAGCACCUUGCUAGAUGUCAAUGUGUGUGUGUGUGUGUGGCAGCAGGGUGUUGUAGGUUUGCUAGCCAUGACUCCUGAAAUAAUCAUUAUAAAGUUAGUGUGUGAAAUGUGCAAUUUUUAGCCUCUUUACCACACUUAUUUAUAUGUUUCCUGGGGAUGUCACAAUGAGUUGCCAUCCUUUCUUCAUGUGCUGGAUGAGUGAGAAUUAAUUUUUAGACAAAGCCUUUGACUACCUUUAGGAGAGAAAGAUUUUUCAUGAAUUGUAAAAUUAUGCAAAAAGAAACAAACCAAAAAAAGUAUACUUGUAAUGAAGAUAAUUAUACAGGUUCAUUUAGA
This is a messenger RNA of Portunus trituberculatus (swimming crab), 9329 nucleotides long. It is a transcript of the gene app, whose product is annotated as palmitoyltransferase ZDHHC18-like. Lineage: Eukaryota; Metazoa; Arthropoda; Malacostraca; Decapoda; Portunidae. Gene Ontology annotation, biological process: protein targeting to membrane; peptidyl-L-cysteine S-palmitoylation. Gene Ontology annotation, cellular component: endoplasmic reticulum; Golgi apparatus. The record is from RefSeq and is a predicted model, not a curated record. Gene Ontology annotation, molecular function: protein-cysteine S-palmitoyltransferase activity.